AGUCAUCGAACAAAAGCACAACAAGCAGAUAAUAAUCGACCGAAAAUCAAACAAGUAGAAGUAGUUGAGAGAAUAAAGGAGGCCGAGGGAGUAGUGCGAUUGCUACUAGUAGUAGUAGUGUUGAGGAGGAGGAGGAGGAGGACGGGGAGAGCGUUGCUUGCGAUUCGUGGUUUCCCACCUGCCGCGAUGCCGGACCACGGUUCCAAGGUCGACAUCUCCUUCGCCGGCCGCUUCACCGCGAGCGCCAUCGCCGCAUGCUUCGCCGAGGUGUGCACGAUCCCCCUCGAUACGGCCAAGGUCAGGCUUCAGCUGCAGAAGAACGCCGCCGCCGAUGCCGCCCCCAAGUACCGCGGCCUCCUCGGCACCGCCGCCACCAUCGCCCGCGAGGAAGGCGCCGCCGCUCUCUGGAAGGGCAUCGUCCCUGGCCUCCACCGCCAGUGCAUCUACGGUGGCCUCCGCAUCGGUCUCUAUGAGCCCGUCAAAUCCUUGUAUGUCGGCAAAGACCAUGUUGGGGAUGUGCCUCUCUCCAAGAAGAUCGCUGCUGGCUUCACCACUGGUGCCAUCGCCAUCAGCAUCGCCAACCCCACUGACCUUGUCAAGGUUAGGCUUCAGGCCGAGGGCAAGCUGGCGCCUGGUGUCCCACGCCGCUACGCUGGGGCCAUGGACGCCUACGCCAAGAUUGUUAGGCAGGAAGGCUUUGCUGCUUUGUGGACUGGCAUUGGACCCAAUGUUGCGCGUAAUGCCAUCAUCAAUGCUGCCGAGUUGGCCAGCUAUGAUCAAGUCAAGCAGACAAUCUUGAAGCUUCCUGGCUUCAAAGAUGAUGUACUGACUCACCUCUUAUCUGGUUUGGGCGCGGGCUUCUUCGCUGUCUGUGUUGGUUCUCCAGUGGAUGUGGUUAAGUCAAGAAUGAUGGGUGACUCGGCCUACACAAGUACUAUCGAUUGUUUUGUGAAGACACUAAAGAAUGAUGGGCCUCUGGCAUUUUACAAAGGUUUCCUCCCAAACUUUGCUAGACUGGGAUCAUGGAAUGUGAUAAUGUUCUUGACACUGGAGCAGGUCCAGAAGCUGUUUGUGAGGAAACCUGGAAGUUGAAGAUUAUAACGCAUGAUUUUGCCAGCGUGGAAGGACAUGAAACAUUUUUUUUUCUUAAUCUUCUUACAGAAGAAGCAACUAUUUAACCCCCCUUGAGAAUUGGGAAGCAAGGAAAAACUUGAUUGCUCAAUUGUGAGAACGUGGUGCAGUAAUAAAUCUUAGCGGGCCUUUGCAUGACCCUGACAGAAUUGGUGAAGUAGUGCCAUUUUUGUUGUGGAGAAUCAUCGAAGAUGAAUUGCAUAAGCUCGACAGGGACAAAUUUGUUUUCUGAUUGAAAUAAGACCUUGGUUGGUUCUC
This is a messenger RNA of Oryza brachyantha (malo sina), 1389 nucleotides long. RefSeq names its product mitochondrial uncoupling protein 1-like. Gene Ontology annotation, biological process: mitochondrial transport; mitochondrial transmembrane transport. The transcript is spliced from 8 exons. Gene Ontology annotation, cellular component: mitochondrial membrane. Lineage: Eukaryota; Viridiplantae; Streptophyta; Magnoliopsida; Poales; Poaceae. Gene Ontology annotation, molecular function: oxidative phosphorylation uncoupler activity. Bases 187 to 1092 code for a protein of 301 amino acids. The record is from RefSeq and is a predicted model, not a curated record.